AUGUCGUCCCUGAUCCGCCCGGCAUUGGCUGCCUCUGGCCGUCGCACUGUUGCUCCCCUCCGCCCAGCAUGGCGCUGCCUGCACAACAGCUCGUCGAGGACAGCAACGCCACUGCCGCACCCCAUCGCUGCUGGUCCGCCACCGCAACCCCCACAGGCCCCUGUCACCGAGACCGAAGACCGCGUCGCUCGCAAGAGACAGCAGGCUGCUCUUCUGGCAAGACAGGCCCAGAUCAAGGUCGAUCCCGCAAAGCCCGCAUCCGCCCUGCGCAAGCGUUUCUGGAAAGAGGCUUCGGUCAAGGAGACUCCUGGUACGCCCUGA
Messenger RNA from Aureobasidium uvarum, 321 nucleotides. NCBI's taxonomy places the organism in Eukaryota, Fungi, Ascomycota, Dothideomycetes, Dothideales, Saccotheciaceae. The record is from the annotation of a GenBank genome assembly.